Actinia tenebrosa (Australian red waratah sea anemone) is the source of this 4056-nucleotide messenger RNA. RefSeq lists its product as uncharacterized. Gene Ontology annotation, molecular function: mRNA binding. Gene Ontology annotation, biological process: mRNA processing. Lineage: Eukaryota; Metazoa; Cnidaria; Anthozoa; Actiniaria; Actiniidae. Gene Ontology annotation, cellular component: exon-exon junction complex. The record is from RefSeq and is a predicted model, not a curated record.
ACCAACUGGUGAGAAAAGAAGCGAACUAAGUAGAGUCACUAAAAUCCUGUUAAAAACACUCAAUAUUUAUUCUUCCCUUUGAAAGUACUUUAGAUACUUUUAGAUUAAUAACUGUUGGUGGUGUAUGUUAGGAUUUUAAGACCAUGAGCGAAGCAGUAGUUAAAGAAACGGCUACUCAAGUCAAAGAUAGCAACGACAAAAAGGAUUUGAAGAAGGAGAGUAAAGCAGUGGAUGUUAUAACGGAUGUAAUAUCUGAAAAGGAAGGCGACCAGAUAGAAAAUGGUACACAAGAGGUUGAAGAAGUCAAAAAGAGAGCUGGGGUACCAGAAGAACUGGCUCCAAAAGAAGUACCUUCAAGUCAUGGUGAGAAAGAACCCAGUGUUGAUGAACAAGAUGACAAAGAGAGUGAAGAUCAGAAGGACAGUGAGAGUCAAACUGAGAAAGGCGUAGAAUCUACUGAUAAAAAUGAAGAUGAAGCUAGUGUAGACCAGAGUCAAGAUGGUGGUAAUGUAGAAGAAGAUUCUGAAGGAUAUACCUCAGAAGAUGAUGAUGAUGAUGAUGAUGACUCAUCUGAUUCUGAUUCGGAUUCUGACGAGAGCUCUGAGUCAGCUGAAGAAAGUGAUUAUGAAGAAGACUCUGAGGGUGGAAAUGAAGAGGAAGAAGAAGGUGUAGCUGAUAAAAAAGAUGAAGAAAAGGAAGAAGAAAAAGAGGAUACGCAAGAGGUUGAAGAAGAGAAAAAAGAAGGUGAGGAAGAAGAAGAAGAGGUGAAGAAGGAUCCAGCAUUUGUUCCUCGCCGACAAGACUUUUGGUCUCAUGAUGACCGUUGGGAUGACACACCAAUAGAAGAGUCAAGAGAGAGGCCUUCAAAUAGAAAGCUAUGGAGUACAACAACAGCAUCUGAUAAAUGGUUACAUGAUAUGUAUAAUGAAGAUGAGCAAAUGCCAAAGACAAGAGAGGAACUAAGGUUAUCACAAGGUGCUCAAAGAAGAGGAGCUGGUCGCUCUAGAGGUAGACGUACGUAUGAAUUACAAGAAUUUAUUAAUGACAAAAGCAGAAGACGAAGGAUGCCCCAGAGGGGGAUGGGAGGUAUGAGAGGUGGACGGUCACCACAGAAUGAUGAAGGUGUGGAAGAUGAUUAUGGAGAAAGGAGAGUAGAGCACGAAGAAGAGGAAACUAGAGAUAGAAGGAGAGACAAAGAACAAGAUGAUGAAUACAGAAGCAGGAGAAGGAAAGAUGAACCACAGGAAAGAGGAUUCAGAAAUAGGAGAAGAGAUGAAGACGACAGAAGACAAUAUGAAGAACAGGAAAAUGAAUAUGAGAAUCGAAGAAGGAGAGAUGACAGACCAGAAAGAGGAGUCAGGAAUAGAAGGACAAGAGAUGAACCAGUUGAGGAAGAGGAGUAUGAUGGCAGAGAAAACCAAAACAGAAACCAACGUAGAAAUCAACCAAGAAAUAGAAGGGGCAAUAGACAAUCUUAUGAUGAAGAAACAAGAGAUAAAGAGGGUGAAUAUGUAGGUGAUAAUAGUGAAGAUCAUUAUCAAGAUUCACGUUGUAGAGGUAGAAGAGGUGAAAGAUUAGAAGAAAAAGACAAUAGAGGUUUUGCAAAAACACAUUCUUCACCUGAACAAUAUGAUUAUCAGGAUAAUAAAACAAGACAGAGAGGGAAUAAUAGAAGAGAAAGGAGAGGGGAAUCAAGAAAUGUUGAAGAGGAAUAUCCUGAUAGAUCAAGUUGGAAAAGUAGUCAAAGAGGUGAUAGAAACAGGAGAAGAGAUGAUGGUGAUAAUGAAAGGGAUGACAGCAUUCGAAGUAACAGAGAUAGAAGAGACAGAAGAGAAGAUAGAUCAAGAGGAAGACAACACGAUGAUCAAGUCCAAACUAAAGAACCAUCGCCAGCAGAAAGCAAACCAUCCAAAGCCUAUAGCCAAUCCAGGGGGAGAGGAAGGGGAAGAGGCAGCCCAAGUGAUGUGAAGAAGGCACGAAAGAGUGCUGCUGACUUUAUGAGGGAAAAAGAACUUGAAAAGAAAAAAGAAGAGGAGGAAAAGGCAAAACAGGCAGAAGAGAAAUUUGAAGAUGCUGACAGUGAUGUUAUAGUAGAGAACGAUGAAGACUAUGAGUAUGAAGGUAGACCAACUGAAGAACAGGCUGACAAACAAGAAGAAACAUCUCAUAGACAGAGUCCUGCUGUCCAACAUAGCAGACCUCACCCGACCACUGAACCAACUCAGACCAGCAAACCCAAGCGGUAUUCAUCACAGCGUCAAAGGAUGUCCCAACAGACUGCCCCACCUCCAGCAGAAUCCUUCCCUGAACAGAUGGGACAGGUUAUGGCUGACGGAUCUUAUUAUGACCAGCUGGCCUAUCAGGAACAAGAGAUGUUUGUUUCACCGGCCUAUCAAGAACAAGAGAUGUUUGUGUCCCCGGGCACACCUCCGAUACAGAAUAUGGGAAUAAUGACAUCACAGACUAUGCAAGGUGAUGAGAAUGAAAUCCGUCAAGACCUUAACAUGCAGCAUGCACAAGCAUUAGGACCUAUGCAGCAUGAAAACAUGAUGCAACAGCGACUAGCAGCCAUGCAACAGAAUUCUAUGAUCAACCAAGAAGGUGGUAUUCCUCCAAGAAUGAUGGCACCAAUGUCUGGAAUGAUUCCACCUCAAAUGCAACCUCAACAAGGUAUGAUUCCGGGUGCCAUGAUGCCUCCAAUGUCACAGGGUAAUGCACAGAAUGGUAAUGUACAGUCUACGUCAUUAACGCAGAUGAAUGUGCACCCCAAUUAUUCCUCGGCACAAGUCUAUCCAGGACAGAAUAUGAUGUACGCUAAUUCUCAAUAUCCUGGUAUGAUGGGAAUGGUUCAUCCGUUUAUAGCUCAACAAAUGUAUGGUAUGCCUGUGCAAGGCAAUCCCUAUUACUCUCAGCCACUGUUUCAGCAACCAGUACCAGAACAACAGCAGCAGCAGCAGCAGCAACAACAACAAAGACGAAGGCCUAACGCUGCUAUCACAAUAAAAGCACCUUCUGAAGCCUAACUCGCCUCAACUUGUCGUAUAGUCUCAUGUACAUGUAUACCUACUGCAAGCCGAGUUUAGUAUAUAUGUGGCUGUUGCCUUUUGGGUCAGUGACUGAUGGUCUACCGAGCGUGAAGGGUCGACAGUCGUAUUUUAGUGUAUGCACAUUGUUGAUAAAAAGGUCAUAAUAUGAUAUAAGAAUGGGUUGGAAAACACGGCGAUGCAUGUUUUUUAUUCUACUAAAUGAGUAUUACAUUAGGUUUGCCAGUGCCUCAGAAAAAUGCCCAGGAAGUAUUCUUGGGGUGCAACCAUUCAAAAUCCCCACGAUGAAACAGCCGCCAUGUCGGUGAACCUAAAAAGAAAAGUCAAUGGGGAAUGCUUUGUUAUCGUCUACCAACAUGGCGGCUUUGACGUAACACACACCCCAAGCCGUUAUAUAUUAACUGAGUUCCAAACUUUUAAGUCUAAACAAGAACAGAUCAGUUACAUCUGAAGAAUGCAAAUUAUUUUAUCAAAAUCUAAAUAGCUGUAUAGGACUUUUAUGACGUAACAAGUGAAUAUGAAGGAACUACUCUAACACCGUAUAAAAAAGCUAAUUAUACUAGUAUGCUAUCAUAGUUUUAACUUGUUUACACAGUAUUUAAGUUCCCCUUUUAGGUAAUAACCACUAGUGAUCUUUUUACAAUGUAUAUACUACAAACUCUAUGAAAAUGUGUUUAGAGAUUUGAACAAUUUUCAUUUAAAAUAUUUCUUUUACAAAAUGAUGAUCUUACAGUUUCUUAUUCUUGCACUUUUUGAUCAAAAAUAUCACAUUUUACACGGCGAUAAUAAGCGUCUAAUGUCUAGAGGCAAUUAUAUAAUAGUUAUAGAAUACUGACAAAUAUUUUCAAACUUUUUAUGUCGGUCCGGUGUUUAUUUUUGUUUUGUUUCGUGUUUGGUUUUCACAUUUCUGUUCGUGAGUAGGAAGCGUUUUCACUUUAGUCAUUAUUAAUAAGAAAUAAACAAAAGAAAUCGGGCUUAACCGCUUAAUCUUUUUCUACGUUUUGAAAUUAUU